AUGGCCGACACUGCUGAAUAUAUUCAACUAGACGAAGAGGAUGAUAACGAUCCUGACAAGAUUAUGUGUGAAAUCCCAGUUUAUCUUUCUCAGAAACUCACAAAUAAACUCUUUAUAGUCCAACAUCCUGUUCGACCACGCGCAAACCCAUACACUGGUAAAAAUACACCGCGAGAAGCGCGUUUCAAGCCUCAUUCGCAAAAGCUCGAACUUGAUAUCCCACUACAAACUACGUCUCAAUGGUAUGAUCAGGAUAGAGGUGCAGAAUUAGCAUUGGGACUUAAUGAUAAAGAAGCUCGAACCAUUUACGAUCGUACAUGGAAACUUGAUCAAUAUGAUGGAUUAUUAGAUAAACAAACAUUACAGUCUACUAUUGUUCCACCACAAGCUACUUAUUGGAUGGGAGCAAUGAAGAAUAGUGCCCUUCACUUAACGCCCGUUCAUGCAACGCUACAAUUACGCCCAGGAUUGAAAUAUCAUGACAAAAUUGAUGAAAAAAAUAGGAAUGCCAAUAAGAAAGCUCAAGUUCUUGAAGAAGAAGAUAGCAUUAAUGAAUUAAAAAGCUCCAGAAUGGCGUCUGAUGAUCAAAAUAUUGUUUCCAAUAAAGGCAAAGGGCCUGGAAAGGGAAAAGUUCCUAUGAAUGCUAUUACAGAUAAAAGCACUGAUAAAUCAUUGCUUAAAAAAAACUCUCGUCCGAAAUUACACCGAUUAGGAGAGGAAGAAUCAUGGAUUAAAAUGAGAUAUUAUGAUGCUGAAUCCAUAGAGACAGAUGAAAUAUUCAAUCAGAUUCGCACGAUACAGACUGAUCCUUUGGUGUGUACGACAACUAAUUUAAACGAUUAUCUUGACAAAAUAAGCGCUUCUCCAACAACAGUCAUUGAUGAUCCAAUGGUUAUUGAUGAAACUAUUGCUCGGCCACUCAAUAAACUUCUUUCUACUAAUUUGAGAGCUGAUUCUGUAUCUAAACCUACUGAGCCUUCACCCGCUAAGCCUCAACCCAAUCCCACUGCGAGGUCAACUCCAAGUAGUUCUAAGAGUUUGAGCUCAAAAGGAACAGGAGUUAGCCCUUCAAGGGGAGUUAGUCCUUCAAGGGGAGCUAGAGGAUCACGGGGAACAGGAAUAAGAGGAAAACGGGGUAGUGCUUGGCCCCGGAUACCAAAUCGAGUAUCUGGAUAG
Messenger RNA from Dentiscutata erythropus, 1176 nucleotides. NCBI's taxonomy places the organism in Eukaryota, Fungi, Glomeromycota, Glomeromycetes, Diversisporales, Gigasporaceae. The record is from the annotation of a GenBank genome assembly.